UUGAAAGAGUUUGACCAGCCGAACUUCAAGAAUGCCACCUACCGGUUGGACAGACCGUCGAUGUACCUCAUCAACAGGGCCCGGAAGGACGAGCUGACGGGCUACGACAAGUUGAAGAACUCUAUGACGUCGUCGACGGUGUACAUCGGACACUUGGUGUUGAGCACGACCGAGGAGCAGAUCUACGAGCUGUUCUGCAGGUGUGGGAAGAUCAAGAAGGUGAUCAUGGGGCUCAACGCCCACGACCAGUCGCCGACGGGUUUCUGCUUCGUGAUCUUCAAGGCGCCCAGCGGCGCCCUCAACGCCGUGAAGUACUUGAACAAGACGAAGAUCAAUGGGCGGACCAUCGACAUCGACCUCGACCCGGGCUUCGAGGACGGGAGACAGUACGGCCGUGGGGAGAACGGUGCGCAG
Molecule: messenger RNA, 414 nt
Organism: Pichia membranifaciens NRRL Y-2026
Lineage: Eukaryota; Fungi; Ascomycota; Pichiomycetes; Pichiales; Pichiaceae
Exons: 1
Biological process (GO): mRNA cis splicing, via spliceosome
Cellular component (GO): nuclear cap binding complex
Molecular function (GO): RNA cap binding
Source: RefSeq, a predicted model, not a curated record